UCGCGGAGAUGGUUUUCACUUUGCAAGUUGACCACUUACCGGGGCCGCUCGAACUUAGGGCAUGCAAGAUAGCUAAUAUAGAAAUAACGGCAAAAGCAGGUUUCACAAAGUUCAAUCAGCAUCAUUUGACGCCGUCCCCCACGGUGAUAUGCCUGAUUGAGCCAGUUGCAUCGCCCUCUACAAAACCCGACUUUUUGCGGUGAACCUUUGUCCUUCUCAUGCAUUUCUUCACGAUCGCAUCUGUAAGAAAGGGAAUAAUACUUUUUGACAGUACUGAACAUGUCGCAAUUCAAUGCUGCCCAGUUGUUGUCGGUCGAAGGACUGGUUGUCGUCUUAACCGGUGGUGGCACAGAAUUGGGCCGUUCAACAGCCCUUGCAUUGGCCGAAAAUGGUGCCGCAAAAGUCUUCAUCCUUGGCCGUCGAGAAGACGUUUUGCAAGAGACCGUGUCUCUUGGCAAAAAAGACACCAUUAUUCCAGUCCAGGCGGAUAUAACAUCAAAAGAGUCUUUGCAGGCAGCCUAUGAGACUGUCGCAGCACAGACAGAUUAUGUCGACCUACUCAUCGCCAACAGCGGCUAUGGAGGCCUGCCAAUGGCACCGCCAAAGCCAAAGCCGGACGGGUCAAUCCCAAGUCUUGCUGAGUUCCGAGAUCAUCUGUGGUCCUCCCCAGAAGAAGAUUUCGGAAAGCUCAUGGAUAUCAACGUGAAAGGGACGUUUUUCACGGUUGUUGCAUUUUUGUCUCUGCUCAACGCAGCAAAUGAGAGAAGACCGGCUCCCGCAAUGGACGAACUCCCAACACCAAAGGCACAGGUUAUCAUAGUUGGUUCGGUAGCCGGUCAUUUUCGAGUCGUGCCUUAUAGCAUCGCAUAUAAUAUCUCCAAGGGUGCGGUGCAUCACCUAAUCAAGACACUGUCCAACAUUCUCACACCGUACGAUAUCCGUGUGAAUGGUAUAGCACCGGGAUUGUUUCCUUCUGAGAUGACGAAGACAGCGUUUGGAAUCACCAAGUCAUCAGCCAUGGAUGGUGCUUUUCCCAAGAGUGAACUGCCACCCGGUCGCGCUGGUCGCCAUGAAGAGUUUGCAGGCUUGGUCCUUUGGAUGGCUAGUCCCUCUGGGGCAUAUGCCAAUGGCAAUAUCACAAUCAUCGAUGGGGGUUGGCUGAGCACGUUGCCAAGUUGUUAGGUACCCGACACCGAAGACUGACACUGAAACAGAACACGAUGGCACGUAUAUACAUAUACUCUCAUUGAGCUAGAAAGUAACUUUCAUGCAUAACCCAUUACAAGAUGCUAUAUGCUCUGAAAGAAAUUGUCAAAUACGAUGCCUAGACCCGCUGAGCAUAAUAUUAAUUCAAUAAACGCGACCUGCAGCCACAAGAAGUAUGCCAUGUGCCGUGCAGCGUUUUGAAACGAAGCUUUUAUAUGGUUGCUGUAAGUCGUUGCACCAGAUAAUCGCCCGUGGUUAUUCCAGGAUACUUUGCAGGACGUGUCUCCUCUUCGAAGGUUCCAGGAAUAGCCUCAAUAAAUUGGUUCAUGUUGGGGUUGCAG
This is a messenger RNA of Aspergillus piperis CBS 112811, 1547 nucleotides long. RefSeq names its product SDR family NAD(P)-dependent oxidoreductase. The record is from RefSeq and is a predicted model, not a curated record. Bases 280 to 1182 code for a protein of 300 amino acids. NCBI's taxonomy places the organism in Eukaryota, Fungi, Ascomycota, Eurotiomycetes, Eurotiales, Aspergillaceae. The transcript has 2 exons. Gene Ontology annotation, molecular function: oxidoreductase activity.